Ipomoea nil (Japanese morning glory) is the source of this 2355-nucleotide messenger RNA. RefSeq names its product putative late blight resistance protein homolog R1B-17. The record is from RefSeq and is a predicted model, not a curated record. Gene Ontology annotation, biological process: defense response to other organism. NCBI's taxonomy places the organism in Eukaryota, Viridiplantae, Streptophyta, Magnoliopsida, Solanales, Convolvulaceae. The transcript has 2 exons. Gene Ontology annotation, molecular function: ADP binding. Bases 1 to 2355 code for a protein of 784 amino acids.
AUGGCUUGUGUUGCUUUAGCUUCUCUCAUUAAAACCAUUGAGAUUGAGUUUGUCGUUGGGCAAACAGAAAGGGUAAGCCUGUAUCUCCAUGAUCAUGAUCGAGCAGGAAUCAAGUCUUUCCUUGAAAAACUUUAUGCUUUGCAAGCCCUUCUCCAGAAGGAAUCCAGUGGUGAUGGUGAUGGUUAUGCAGUGAAAGUGAGAGAUUUAGAAAUGGAAAUCAGAGACUUUGCACUCAAAGCUGAAGAUGAUAUUGAACUACACCUUAGCAACUUCAUCCUUCUCGGAGGAGAAAAAGCUGCAGCUUCCCAUCAACUCCUCCAUCAAACUUUGCAAGAAGCUACAAAAUAUGCAACAGAGCUGUUGGAGAAGCCAUCAAAAAUGGGUGGUGCUAGUGUUGCUUUAACUAUUCUCAUAAAAAAAUAUGAGCAUUUCUUUUUGCAACACUUCCCAACGGUGAAUCAUCCUGGAACAGCAAUGACAAUGGCAUCUUUCUUAGGAAAGCUUUCUACCCUGCAAGCAGGGUGCUUAUUGCUGGAGAGGAAUUCCGAUAGUUCUGAUGCUGCAAUCAAAAUAUUGGAAACGAAAAUCACAAACUUCUCACUCAAAACUGAAGAUGACCUCCAAAUACAACAAAAAAACUUCCUUCUAGCCAAACACACCGUACAUCAACAAAAAGCUUCUCAGAAACUCCAUCACACCUUGCAAGAAGCAGCAGAAAGCGUAGAAGAGUUGUUGAACAUAAUCAAAAGUAGAAGCAGCAAUGAAGUUGAUGAUGAUGAUGAGGCAAAUCAAACUCAACCAUCAAAUACUUGGUUAAAACAUGCUAGCGCUGCGAAUGUUGAAUCUGAUGGAUCCACCUCGCAUGCCUUUCUAAAGCCUGAGGCCAGAAUGGUUGGUCGUCACCGUGAUUGUACACUCAUAAAGAAGCAACUCUUUUCUGGCGGUUCUGGACUAAAUAUAAUCUCAAUUGUUGGAAUGAUGGGUAUUGGAAAGACGACUGUAGCAAGAAAUGUGUAUGAAGAUCCAUCAGUUGCAUCCUAUUUUGAUGUAAGAGGUUGGGUUACUAUACCCCAACACUUCAAUAAGAGCAGAAUGCUAAGCCAACUUCUUCAGUCAAUUACACCAGUAGAAGAGCCAAUUGUAAUUCAAAAAGGAAGCACUCCUCUUGAACUAGAAAUGCAGGUACGCAAAUGCUUUGGUGGUAAGAAGUAUCUAAUUGUUAUAGACAACAUUACAAGCAAGAAAACUUGGAACCAAGCUUUGUCUGACAUCAUAAGGUGUGUUAGUAACGGAUUAAAUGGAAAUUACAUGUUACUAAGCACUAGACACUUAGACCUAAAAGCCCAUACCCAUAAGAUGACUUUGCUAGAUUCAAAAGAAAGCUGGGAACUAUUUUGUAAUAUCCUUUCUAUUGAUGAAGAGCACUUGGCCCCUAAAUUUGAAAAAAUUAGGAACCAUGUUGUGGAGAAAUGUGAUGGAUUACCCCAGUUAAUUGUUGAAGUUGCCAAGCGUUUAUCUAAAUGCAACAACAUACAACAAGGGUGGAAAAAGAUUGAAAAGGAAUUAGAGUCUUUGGGACUUCUAGAUCGCAAUGCACUCAAUGUUAGUUACAAUAUGUUGCCACAUCAUUUGAAAGUUUGCUUUCUAUACUUUGGAGUCUUCCCAAAACGUAAAAAAAUUCUGGUUAAAAUGCUUAUAAGGUUGUGGAUUGCCGAGGGAUUUGUGAAGCCAUUGAAACAUAAGGAGUUAGAAGAUGAAGCUUAUGAGUACUUACAAGAGCUUACUGAUAGAAGUCUUCUCUUAAUUGAAGAUCGAAGUUGUAACGGCGAAAUAAAAACUUGUAGAAUGCACAGUGCCUUACAUACCUUCUGCGUAGGAGAAUCUCAAAAAGGAGGUAUUUUAUGUGCAGUAAAUACUCAGCAACAUUCAGGAUUAUCAUUAAAAGCAUUUACAAAUUCCUGUCGUUGGCUAAGUUCUUACUCACACAGUUUUGACUAUUAUUAUGUGCUCUUUGGUACAAACAUCCCUCGCUCCAUUUUCUUCUUUCUUGAAAAUCUUGAAAUGUUUGUUCCUCCCAAGCUGUUAAGAGUUUUGGUGUUUGAUACUUCUAUAUCACUUCAAAGAGUGCCAAUGCAAUUAGGAGGUUUAGUUUUAUUGAGAUACCUAUCCAUAACACAAUGGUUUGAGGAUCUGGAUGAUGUGGUGUCAAAUAAUCCAAAUUUAGAGACACUUGUUGUUUCCGGUAAUGGAGCACCAACAGUCCAUUUGCCAUCAAGUAUUUGGAAGCCACCAAACUUAAGGCAUCUUGAACUUGGCAAUUCAUAUAUGACAAAAGGUGUACAGCAAGUUCCCUAA